CUCCUUCUCUCCUCCAUCCAUCCCCUUGUGCCUGUCCUUUCUAUCUCUCUCUCGACCUCCCCUUGCUUAUUUGUUCUCUUUCGUAACAGCUCCUUGCUGACGAUAUCUGUAUUUGCUGGACCUCCUCUCUGGUCGGCGUCCAUUCUUUCAUCAACCUCCACGCUCCCUACCCAUCUGUCUCUCUAUUGGCUCACUCUCUCUUGACGCUACGUGCACGUGAGGACCGCAAACAUGAACAAAUCGCCCAGGAAUCCUGCCAAGCAUCUUUCUACAGAGGACAUUGCUGAUGCUGCGCGUCACAAGCUCCUGAACUACAAGAUGAAGACCACCAUUCAACCGGGCGCAUCGCCUCCGCCGAUAUCAAAACUAACAUCUGGCACUGCAUCUCCCCGUAGCCAUCGUCACUCAAGAGGUCCAUCAUUAUCCUCACCUGCGACCAAUGUUCAGCGUCAUUCACCUCCUUUGGCUCCUUCCACGCCUACGAGUCGACCACCGUCGUCCCAGACAAGUUCUCGUCCGCAAUCCCACCAUCGUCGUAACUCUUCUGUUUCAACUCGGCGAGAGUCGAGAGAAAUCAUGGGUGCAUCCUCCCUCCCGUCCUCUCCGCGUCCCAGCAACGAACCAGCAGCCGGUCGAGACGACGCAUUACGUACACUCGAAGGUCGGCGGCCAUUAAGCUUCGUCAAGGGGUUCGAGCAGGUGGUUGUACCCGACUGGAAGACGCCGACGGUCGAAGCGAAAUUCGACUGGCCUGCACCUUCGAAAGCGCCAUCAGGAAGUGCAGCAUUGGGAUCCGCAUCCCUUGCUGGAAAGAGAGAUAGCUUCGGCAAAAGUCUCAUUGCGACUUCCAGCCUCAAAGAUCAACUGCAAACUCUGCUUGAGGAGGAGGAGGAAGAAGAAGACGAAGGAUCGACGCACAAGAAAGUCCCCGUGGCUCCACGUGCUCUGGUAUCAGCUAAGAACUCUCCUCAACGUCAGAGGCCGACGAAUCUUCGCCUUCAGCCUGCCGUUUCUAUUAUCUCGAAGAGAGUCAUCGCAGAACAGGUUCACGCUCCGCGUCUUCGACCGCUGUCCCUCACAGCUUCGUUACCCUCCCCCGCUCUGACCCCUUCUCCGCGCCUUUCCUCUGGAGAGGAGCCUACAAGCCGUCCGCCUUUUGCCCCGUUCACGACCUUGCCUGUCAAUUUUGCUGCGCCUGCUACGCCAUCACCUCCUGUUCUGCGUACUCUCUCUCUGGCAUCCGCUACCCUGAACCCCUCCCCCGUUACCCCAUCUGUGUCGCCUUCUGGCCAGGCAGGUAUCGCCAGUCCACGAUCAGCAGUCAUGUCCUCCUCAGGUUCCGCAGACAGCACCAAGCAGAUGCGCCGCAUGAGCACGCUUUCCUACAGGAGCUCUCAGAGCUCCUCGGCCGACCGUUGUGCCUCGCCCGCAUUCUCGCUGUCUUCUUCGACUGCUCUGGAACCCACUGGGCUCAAGUCCGUAUCCCCCGCACCACCGAAUCAAGACCGAGCGCUGCAUCUUCAAAUUACCUAUCUGCAGCAAGAGAACGCCAGUUUGCUUGCACGCAUUGCAAGGCUCCAGAAGUCGUUAUCGCGCAAGGAGAACCGGGACGACAUCGCAGAACAAUUGCGUGCACGUGUUACCGAGUUAGAGCAGCAAGUGAGCUCCUUGAAGGGGCGUGUCGACAUCGAGCGGAAAGAAGCCCUCUCCGCACAGGAGGUGGCGCGUAGACUGGGCGAACGCCUCUGGGAAUCUGAGCGUGCAAGGGAUGCCACGGUGUCUCAGGCAUCCUACUCAAACCCCACAUCCCCAUCCUUGCCUCAUUCGAAGGGGACUUCUGCGAGUUCGCCUCGUUCUCUCUUUUCAGGGCGCCCCACCUCUGGCGCCAGCAGCUUGUGGGGAAGCGUUGGCAACCAGAGCAUGGGCAGCAUGACCGACGUUGAAGAUCAUUUUGGAGCACCCACCCCGGCGGGCGACCUCGGGGUCUUGCCCGAAGAGGACGAGAGCGAGUGUAUCGAAGGAGAUCGUCACGAAGAGGACGAGGACGACACACAGGAGGUGGACUCAACCCAUCAAGUUGGCAUUGAAGUUACUCUUUUGCCGGAGACAGCUUCCCCAGGUUGUGCCUCGUCCCCACCAUCAACACGAUCCCGGGAUAGCAUGUCUGCCUACUCCCUAUCAAGCGCCUCCACAUCAGAAAUGGAAGCACAAAGCUUGGCUGUUCUGGAAGGCAUGGCAUCCCAGGGUGAUGAGUAUUUGGCUGGUGAGGGUGCAGAAGGUUGGGCUGGACCGCUUCACGACAUGGAAGACCAACCUGGAGAACGGGUAGAAUCUGACGAGUCUUUUAGUUCGCUCCCGAAUCCGUAUGACGCGCCUAAUAUUCCGAGAACUACUCUGCAGCCAAGUACGCUGGCACGAUUUACAGGAGCUCCAACACCUGCUACUCCAACAACACCCACGCCCAGGACGCCCACCGUUGCGUCUCUUCAAACCUACUCCCAGACGCCUAAACCUUCACUCUCAUUGAAGCACGCGAAGACGGCAUCGCAAGCAGCGAUGAUGUCGUGGAAAUUCCCCACCGGUGCGGCGAAGGCGAGCAAGCCAACAAACGAAGAAGAAAAGGAUCGAUUCUUUGCUACUCUAGACGAAGAUGUGCCUCGCAAAAGCUCUAUGGGCAUUAUGGGAAAGCCCAUGGGACGUAAUAAGUCUCAGCCGAAGAAGUCUGUCAUGCGCCCCUACUUGGGUGACGACGACUUUGAAGACGUCCUUUUGACCGGCUCAUCUUCGGUGUCAAGUGUUCCCCAUCCAAUUCCGACGGCUGUAGAAUCACUCAGAGCGAAGGAGACCGCCUCAGUUCCUCGUGUAACGAGGCCUCGAGUGCCUUCUCCGAUAACCGCCCCCGUUCCUACGUGGUCUCUCCGGGCACCUUCACCUCCUCGAGCGACGUCUGACUCAGUCACUCGUGUCACUUUACAGUCCCGUCAACCUCCCGGACCGUCUUCUCCUGCAUCCGCGGGCACGGGCUUCUCGCUCACGAAGUUGACCUCCGUCUUCAGUUCAUGGGUUGCUCCACCUUCUCCGGCCCCGUCAGUCCCACGUAUCACCAUUUCGACCCCUCCUGCACCACCUUCGCGCCCUCCUCCGUAUUAUGGUCCUGCUGAGUACUCUCCACCCCAUGUAGCCUGUUACACUUCAGGCAACCGUGCAGUUGGAAGGGAUGCCCAGCCUAGGCCACUGCCCUCCCCGUUGGAAAAACUCGACUUUCGGGGUGGUGGAUGCCGAUACUGUGAAGGGAACGUCAUUGAACUUUGAUCCAAUCUAUUAUGAAGAGUGAAGGACUCGUUGCGAACACUAUAACCAGUACAUAUCUACCAUUGGAUACGACCAUUCCCCUCCUUUUCUUUUCAUCUUGUCGUGUUCUUGCGCCGCUUCCCCUUCAUCAUCCAUUCGUUGUUUCCGUAGUGAUGCCAUCCACGCUAUUUUUAUGCAUCACGGCAAUUCCUUCCUUCCUUCCCCCAAAUAGCUUGCUCAAAGCAGCGUGUACUGUGAUAUCUCAACGAUUUGAAUGGAUAUCUGUGAUAUUCC
Messenger RNA from Dacryopinax primogenitus, 3585 nucleotides. RefSeq lists its product as uncharacterized. The record is from RefSeq and is a predicted model, not a curated record. NCBI's taxonomy places the organism in Eukaryota, Fungi, Basidiomycota, Dacrymycetes, Dacrymycetales, Dacrymycetaceae. Bases 232 to 3312 code for a protein of 1026 amino acids. The transcript has 3 exons.